This is a messenger RNA of Penicillium verrucosum, 1035 nucleotides long. Its product is annotated as aldo/keto reductase. The transcript has a single exon. Bases 1 to 1035 code for a protein of 344 amino acids. The record is from RefSeq and is a predicted model, not a curated record. Lineage: Eukaryota; Fungi; Ascomycota; Eurotiomycetes; Eurotiales; Aspergillaceae.
AUGAAAUACGUGCAACUCGGUACUAGUGGCCUUCGCAUCGCCCCGAUUGGCGUGGGGUGCAUGAGUUUUGGAAAUCCCGAGGGUCGUUUCAAGUGGUCGAUCCCGGAAGAAGACGCACUUCCCGUACUUAAUCACUGCUACGAGUCCGGUCUCAACUUCUUCGACACAGCAAAUGCCUAUUCCAGCGGGAUUUCCGAGGAAAUCCUAGGCAGGGCAAUCAAGAAAUACAAUUGGCGCCGUGAGAACCUCGUCAUCGCAACCAAACUGUGGGCACCCGUUGGCCGCGGUACCGAACAACCGUUGGCGAUGACAGACGACGAAAAGGACAACUCUGGAUACGUCAAUCAGUACGGUUUGAGCCGGAAACAUAUCUUCGAGAGUAUCGAUGCCAGUCUGAAGAGGCUAGACCUUCCCUACGUCGACUUGCUGCAGAUUCAUCGCUUCGACCCCAGAACACCGGUUAAGGAAACGAUGGAAGCGCUUCAUGACGUCAUCAAGUCUGGCAAGGUGCGGUAUAUCGGCGCUUCGUCUAUGUGGGCACAUCAGCUCCUUGAGUAUCAGUAUACCGCCCGCAUUCACGGCUGGACGGAGUUUAUCUCAAUGCAGAAUCUUCACAAUGCCAUAUACCGAGAGGAGGAACGGGAGAUGUACCCUGCAUGUGCCAAAUUUGGAAUUGGUGGCAUCCCUUGGAGCCCCGUUGCCAUGGGUUUCCUGGCCCGGCCCUGGCGUGACUUCUCUACUACCACGCGCGGGGAGGGACAGGGUCAAGGUUUCCUUGGCCAGUCUACGACAGAGGCAGACAGAAAUGUCAACGAACAGGUCGAGAAGAUUGCCAAGGAACAUGGUGUAUCGAUGGCUACUGUGGCAAUUGCUUGGUCCUUAUCCAAGCCCUUUAUUACGGCUCCAAUUCUGGGUCUGAGUAAGAAGGAGAGGGUUGAUGAAGCAGUGCGCGCCAUUUCCUUCGAGCUUACUCCCGAAGAAUUAAAGAGCAUCGAUGACCUAUAUGAGCCCAAAAAGGUGAUUGGCCACAAAUGA